AUGUCUUUCGAGAGCUUCAAUGAGGCCUGGUUCGACCACCUCCACGACCUCCUCCAGCAACUCAGGCUGGCACCCAUGGCCACCGCCCCGGACGGCGACCGAGCCCUCCUCGACCUCGUCCACAAGGUGCGGACCCACUACUCCCAGUACUACCGAGCCAUGUCCUACACCGCCCGCCAUGACGUCGUUUCGCUGUUCGCGGCCCCCUGGUCCUCCUCCCUGGAGCGCUCCCUCCACUGGGUCGCCGGGUGGCGCCCCACCAUCGCCUUCCACCUCAUCUACACCCAUUCCAGCAUCCUCUUCGAGACCCAAAUCGUCGACAUCCUCCGCGGGGCUCACAACGGUGACCUCGGCGACCUCUCGCCGGCGCAGCUGCAGCGGGUGAGCGAGCUGCAGUGCCAGACGGUGGGGGAGGAGAACGAGAUCACGGCGGAGCUCAGUGAGUGUUUCAACUCGGUCAGUGGGCUGGUGGGGGCGGUUUUUGACCCCGAGGAGAACGUGGAGCGUCUGAGGAAUGUGGUGGAGAGGGCGGAGAAUCUUCGGUUCCGGACUAUUUGCAGCGUGGUGGAGAUACUGAAUCCGCAGCAGGCUGUGGAGUUUCUGGUUGCGGUUAUGGAGUUGCAGCUCUGGGUCCGUGGGAUGGGGUUGUGCCAUGAUCGCGUUCGUGAGAAUUUGAGAGGGUUUCGAGGAUUAUAG
Vitis riparia (riverbank grape) is the source of this 696-nucleotide messenger RNA. Its product is annotated as protein DOG1-like 4. Lineage: Eukaryota; Viridiplantae; Streptophyta; Magnoliopsida; Vitales; Vitaceae. The record is from RefSeq and is a predicted model, not a curated record. Gene Ontology annotation, biological process: DNA-templated transcription. The transcript has a single exon. Gene Ontology annotation, molecular function: sequence-specific DNA binding. The coding region runs from base 1 to 696 and encodes 231 amino acids.